AUGGUGCGAAUACGUGCAGGACUUGUGCAUGAUCUGGAGUUGGGCCGCUGUCGUCUGCUCGAUGCUGUCUUCCAACCGGUUGCAACUGGUUGUCAUAACCCAGUCUCACAUUCCGAUUCACUCUCCGACUCAUACUCAACACAUACAAACCUGACUGGCGAACUCAAUAAGCGCACUAGUCAUGCCGUGACUUGCCUGAUCAGUUGGAUGGAGGCCUCCAGCCAGAGACUACUGAAGGAGUCGAUCGGUACCGGCUGCGCGACUACUUCCAACUCAGCCUCGACUAGUUCAAGUCGGCAUGGCAUCUCAAUCUCGAGUCUGAACGAAGCCGAAGGUCUUCUUGCCGAAUGGAUGUCCUGGACUGAACAGGCCGCCUCCAGACACACUUUACUGGCCGAAUUGGUGCACCGGUGGGGACUGCAUUGGCGACAGCAAGUCCCCUCGACGACAACCAUUCAGCUCACUUCGUGUCCGACCUCGGAAUCAACCUUCUCUCCGAGGAUCGAUUCUUCGCUGUCUCCCAUAACACCAAUUGAAGGCUCCCUCUCAGCUAGACCUGUUUCACUUGGCUCGAAUUUCGUAAAUUUUACCAAGUCAGCCUACGCUUCAGACAGACGGCUUCGCAAGCGGAAACGUAUGUUACGAGAGGAGCAAAAGCAGUGGACAAAGGGCGCUAGAUUAGACGGACUUCUGGAUCGCUGGAGAGCAGCGCUCUACCACGGCGGGCGCAUCUGCCGACAAUUGCAGGAUAUGGUGCGCCAAUGGUCUGUGCUAGAACUGCAACGACUGCCAGAGCUUCAAACCGCUUCUGAACUUCUCGACCUGCUGAUUGCCGACUUGAGGGACCCAGAAGCGUCGAACAACCUCGAAGAGGAUGGCGAAAAUGUCAAGUCUCAUCGAGAUUUGCUCAUUUAUAAGAUACAUCAGAGUGAGUAUCUCAUUAACGACGCUUCAGAGAUAUUAAGCCGUGUUGAGAACCUAACAGAAGAAACCACUAUUCUGUCUUCCUCGGCUUGCCGAUUUACGUUCGAAUUAUUUCCCUCGUCGUUUCGUCAAUCUUCCAUAGAAUUCAUUCAAAUUGAACCAAAAAAACUACUUGAAUGUCUUGCAAGUUUAAAUGUCUCUUUGACUGGUCAAAUGGAGAGCCUAAACGAAUUUAUGAAAAGUUCACGAUUGUCAUUUGAACUAGAGGCAUGGAGACUCUACGAUGAAGUUGAAAGUCGGUUCAUUCAUUUGUCUGCUAAAAUAGACACACUGUUCUCGAUUCCAACCGAGGUCCUUCUACCUGAAAUGCCAAGAGGUUUUGCACCCAAAGAGCAGAAUCACAUUCUUGACAAUCCAACACUUACACCUUACAAGCUACCGCUGAUACAGUUAUCUACUCACCUGGCAGACUUCGAUGCAGAACUGAGGGAGCUGAGUGACAAGCUCAAGGACGUCACCGAGGCUAUUACAAACAAUCGGGACUUCAUAAGAGAGGUUGAAUCGAAUAAGCUUGGAUUACAAUGCUUGAAUGAAAAUAUACAGAAGACGUCGAUGCAAAUUAAUCAAAUGGCCAUUCAGAUGCAAAAUAGACUUGAUAAUAUCUUCUCGAUGCUCAAAGAUCUGGAUCUGUUUGAAGGCCUUUUUAUCGCCUCCAAGCAUUGUUUAGAUGGUCUCACAAAAGAUGCCUCAAUUCUUAUAAACAAAUGCAUGUGUUAUUUUGCCCGAGAAGCAGAUACUACUACUACGUCUACUUAUCCAGAGAGCAGCCCCUUACUUAUAAACAUUUCUCAGCUUGAAGAGAUAAUCAGCGCCAUCAGCAUGCUAACCUCAAACUCAGGGCCAUUGGGUCAGAUGAAGACAAUGUCCGGGUGUUGCCCCUCAGCCCCUUGGCAGACCAAUUUUACCCAUCACCUACAGAAAGUGGCCAACAGCCUUUUGGGCGAAGUUAGGGGACUUUGUGACCAGUUAAUGCUUAGACGAACUCAACUGACCCAGUUGGAUUGGCUUACGGGGCUGGCUGAAGAUUGGUUGACGAAGCAGGCGAUUGAAAAUAUCUACCAUUUCGAAUCUGGCCCUGAAAGGUACUUGGCGAAAGUGCAUAACUUUCUAAGAUCCGACCUAGGCGCCAGCCAAAUCGACUGCUUUCUCGCCCUGAACGACUUGGUGAUCAGCUUUGGCUCAGGCUGUAACUGCGAGGAGACGGAAACUUUGGUGCGGGCGAGACAGGCACUGCUCAAAUGGCGCCAUCAAACAGUUGCCAUCGUGCGUUUGGUCGAUGUGUACACCGGCGACUACUGCAGACUGAUCACAUGCGGAGAAGAUUUUGGGAUCAGCAAAUUGAUUGAGAUGUUGAAGAGCUUCAUAGCGGAGGACGACGAUAUGCUAAGAGGCCAAUCUAUCACAGAAGAAUCAAUCAACUUAAGAGAGCCUGAAGCUGAUGAAAGUGGCGUAGGCCUUAUCAAACGGAAGACCUACAGAAAACUUUUUUACUUUCAGCUUCUACUUGUCAAAUGGAGAUUUCGCUUGCCUCUACUGGCCGGAAUUCUGCGCAGUCUUCACACCGCCCUGCUGUGGGCCGAAGGACAAAAUGCCCCUGAUGGCUCCUCAGCUUCCAGGUCAGAUUCAUCCACCAUCCUCGAGCUCACAUACGCUUUGCACAGCCUUGCAUAUCGGAUUUCCCAGCUCGCCAGCAAAGCCAGCCGGUCUGCUCGGGUUUUAGAGGCUGAGGCCGCCAUCAGAAGUGAGCUCAGGCGUCUGUCUUGCCGAUGGAGGUUAAUUGAACAGUCAUUGUGGCGCAGACAGACGACAACCGAACAAAAAGAUGCUGGUAAGACAUCUUCUGGUGAGAUUGACCUACGAAUCUCUUUAAUAUGUACUUCCUUGCGAAAUGAGUCUUCACAUUUAUACAUUACUUAUUUUCGUUUAUAG
This is a messenger RNA of Protopolystoma xenopodis, 2913 nucleotides long. Lineage: Eukaryota; Metazoa; Platyhelminthes; Monogenea; Polystomatidea; Polystomatidae. The record is from the annotation of a GenBank genome assembly.